Messenger RNA from Adineta ricciae, 549 nucleotides. Lineage: Eukaryota; Metazoa; Rotifera; Eurotatoria; Adinetida; Adinetidae. The record is from the annotation of a GenBank genome assembly.
AUGGAUAGAAAGAACACGAACGACGAUAUUGCAUCUCAGCUAGUUUUUCGUGCAGAUAUCAAUUUUUCGGACGACGACCUUAGUGAAGAAGCUAAAGCACAAUUUACCUAUCACAAUGAGGUUCUGAGCGUAUUCCAGCUCAAUGCUCGUAUAGUUCUCAGCAACGACCGACUAUCGCCAACUGGUCGCCAUCUUUUUUGUACAAAACUGGAAAAAGAAUACAAAAAUUAUAAAAGUGUACUUAACUAUGUCGCUAUGCAUCCGGAAAAUAAAAUCAAAACACAAGCAAUCCACUCUCCUCUCAUAUUAUGCGGUUUGCCUCGUACUGGAACGACACUUUUAUUCAAUCUACUCGCUUGUGAUCCUGCAUGUCGAGCACCAUUAUUAAUGGACAUAUUACAUCCAAUCCCGCCAAUUGCUCGUUCGGAUAAUGACAAUCAAGCACAACGCAACCUAUUUUCAAGUGAGACAAGUGCAAUGAUGGAUGCACUUGGAUUAGCGAAUUACGUACGAGAGUUGCAUGCGUCUCAUCUAGGGGUGCAACGGUAA